CCCGAACAAAAAUAUCAUCCCCAAAAGCAGCUCCCCAGCAAGAGAUGCGCCGCAGUUGGCUAGGUCGGGACGCCUGUUUCUGCAACGCUCUAAUGCCCCACUUUUUGCGACCCAUCACCGUCCGCUCGCCUACGCGCAUCAGCCACCAAGUGCUACGGACUCAACUCACGGAUGUAAGCUACAUGAUGAUAAUACAUCUUGACUUUCAUCUUCUUGUCAUCACUCAUAAUCUUGAUCUUCGUUAUCAGUUCGUUCUCGUUCUUCUCGGAGCACGGUUCUUCCUCAUUUAUUUCAUUAGAUUAGGUGUACUAGAGUAAGAUAUACUUCCUCGGCGCCAGCCGCAUACCCGGAUUAUAAAUUCAAUUUACCCGCCACAACUACACGCAUGAUCAACUACAGCAUUGCAGCUGCCGACGUUGUCACCUGCGACAAGCACCGCAGCAGCCGGUGACGAUGAUAUUCCUGCUUCUAGUUUCGCAGGCUUCCAGCAGACGCGGACGGCGGGAUUGAAGCGUUCUGCCUUGAUGUCGAACAGUGGUCGGAUGAUGAUACAAACUGCCAGCAAGUCUCCAGACAAGAACCGCGCGUCUCCUGGGAAACCAUGGUAUUCCUCGACCAGCGGGGCAAGACCAUAACUUUUUCCUCCACUAGUCACUACUACCGGUGUCAGUGUCGACGGGCGUUGUUGGAAGGUCCAAAAACAGAGUUCAAACACAAAUUUUAGAUCAUGCUCAUAAACUUCGAACAAACUACUAUGUACUUACUUACAUGAUAGACAUGUCCAAAAUAGACAUACUUACUACAUAAAAAUAGUACCGUGAAGGUCAUUGCAUUCAUUGAUUUGGUUCCUUUCGUAUUCGUGCUCCAACAUUCGUAUUAAAUUUAUAUUUAAUGAAGCUUAUUGUUUUUGUUAUUGAUAUAGAAGAUGAAACUUUGUAGUAUGUUCAAACUUGUUUCUAUUGUUCGUUAUUUCGCACUAGUUAGUGCUACAGCUCUUGCUCUUUGCAGUUGUUGUGUUUGUACGCAACACUUCUACGUAACGGCUCAUGAAAUAAGAAGUAGCAUGUAUAAUCAUGUAGGACCACCUUGUUGUUCAAUUGUCAGUUUGUAAGAAGAUCCGUUACUAAAUCAGAAAAAGACACAAAGUAUCUAUACGUAUGUGGAAUUCAUAGAUUUAGGUGUUCAUACGUCCAGCCUGCGCGCUUCUUGUAUUGAGAGUAAUCGAAUAUGAUGCUCACAUCAUACUGAUUAAGAGAUCGACAUACUUAAUUCGAUAGAAAAAUACGUAGCAGCUAUUGAUAUCUUGGCCUUCUGUCAUUAACCUUUCAUUUUCAGAUCAUCUUAAGAUUAAGUGAGAUACAGGAUAUUAUGGAUUAGCAUUAUCAAGCUAAUUACUUAUCAAGUAAUUAUAGCUUGAUUCGGUUCCCACUUUCAUGACCAUUGCGAUUGGUAGUACCUAUCGAUGGAAUUACUCCUCGUCCUCCUGUCGACAAAAUUAAAACAGUUUUUGCUGUGCUCCUAAGUCUAAGAUGAUGUUUAUUUCUACGUACUAUUGGUCUCGCACCAUUGUAAUAUAGUUAACAGACAUUCAAAAAUGAACAACAUAGUAAGCAGUGGAUGAGGACGUUGGCGACGAUCCAGCUGCCUCCGUCUCUCGUCGUGAGCAAGAAGAUACGACUACAGAAGACAACGCCAUUUUCAAGAGGGUCUCCCCCUGGGCCAGCGCCUGCCCCCAAGCGAAGACGAACAAGUGGUUGGAGCUCGUGCGUCUCCAAGGUCCCUACC
Messenger RNA from Amoebophrya sp. A25, 1785 nucleotides. The record is from the annotation of a GenBank genome assembly. NCBI's taxonomy places the organism in Eukaryota, Dinophyceae, Syndiniales, Amoebophryaceae.